Molecule: messenger RNA, 1529 nt
Organism: Camelina sativa (false flax)
Lineage: Eukaryota; Viridiplantae; Streptophyta; Magnoliopsida; Brassicales; Brassicaceae
Product: protein JINGUBANG
Molecular function (GO): protein binding
Source: RefSeq, a predicted model, not a curated record
AACCCUCUUUUUAAAAUAAAUACUCUUUUCACAAUUCCUCAAACGCUCCAUUUUUUGGUUUCUCUGUUCCAAAACUAAAAAAAUAACAAAACAAGUCUCGAAACCUCUCAUUGAUGCGAUGGUGAGAUCAAUCCAAGAAGGAGUCUUGAUGUCUUCAUCUUCUUCCUCCACAACAAGCAACAAUACCGACUCAGACGAUUCUCUCAGCCCAUCAGCCUCCACCAAAAGCUUCGUCCUCGGAACUAUCCGUCCGCCGAUCACCGGUGCGUACAAACCACUCGCUGUUCUCUCCGCCCACGUCGGCUCUGUUUCUUCCUUAGCGCUCUGUGGUGAGUUCUUGCUGAGUGCGUCUCAGGGGAAAGAUAUUAUCGUUUGGCAACAGCCUGAUCUCAAGAUCUUUGCCAAAUUUGGACAAGGAGAUGGCUCUGUGAAGGCUCUUGUGAGCGUCGGAAGUAAAGUGUUUACGGCGCAUCAAGAUAGCAGAAUCAGAGUCUGGAAAGUUUCUAGGAGAAACUCUGAGAAUGCUUUCAGGCUUGUAGAUACGCUUCCCACGACUAAAGACUAUUUGGGAAAGUUUAUGAAACAGAGCAAUUACGUUCAGACGAGGAGGAACCAUAAGCGUCUCUGGAUCGAACACGCAGAUAGCAUUUCUUGCCUUGCGGUUCACGCUGGGAUUAUCUACUCUGGAUCGUGGGAUAAGACUCUCAAAGUCUGGAGAUUGUCGGAUCUCAAGUGUCUUGAAUCAAUCAAGGCUCACGACGACACAAUCAAUGGUCUUGUAGCCGGAGAUGGUAGAGUGUACUCUGCCUCUGCGGAUGGGAAGAUCAAGAUUUGGGGGAAAGAGAAGAGAAAACAGAAUGAGUCUACUCUUUCUUCUUCUUCUUCUUCUUCUUUACAUGUUCUGAAGGCUACAUUGGAGGGUCGUGCGGAGGUUUCAGUGAACUCGGUGGUGGUUUCCGGCGACGGGAAAUGGGUAUACGGAGGAGGGUCAGAUGGGUUUGUGAUGGGAUGGGAGAAGGGAGAGAAAGGAGGAGGAGAGUUUGAGGAGUGGAGAUUAGGGUUUGAGAUGAAAGGUCAUAAGAUGGCUGUUCUGUGCAUGUGUGUGGUUGGGGAAAUGGUGUGUAGUGGAUCGGCUGAUAAGAGCAUUGGGUUGUGGAGGAGAGAAAAGAGUGGAAUACUCUGUAAAUUCGGAGUCAUAGAUGGCCAUGAAGGUCCGGUCAAAUGCUUGCAGGCUUCGCCUAACAAUGUCGGUGCUGGCUUCAUGCUUUACAGUGGAGGUCUUGACAAGAGCCUCAGGGUUUGGUGGGUCCCAAAACAUGACAACUUAGAAGAGAAGAAACAAAGUUUUAAGACAUUGUUGAUGCAAAAGGUUUGAGUGAAAAGAUUUUAGUGUUUGGUGUUCUUUUGUGGGUUUACUUUACAUAUACAUUACAUACGUUUUUGGUUUAUAUUUGUAAUUUGUUAUUCAUUUUUUGUAAAGUCAUGAGGGGUUUUUUUCCUCCAAGAAAUAUAUAUGAAUUGAAUUCUUA